UGGAAGGCGAGCGCGCGUCACGUGACCGGCGGUGCCCCAAAAAAAACAUGGCGGCGCCCUGUGUGUCAUCGCUGAUACGGGCGUUAUUACCAUCAGCCUCCUCAGGCCUGUUCCAGAGGGCAGUGCGCUUGCCAGGAUGCCAGCGAUGCCUGUGCAGUGCCCCGUGUCAACAACGUCGGCACUUUUUCUGGAAAAAACGGACGUGUUCUCACAGCGUGGUUCGACCCGCCGUGGUCCGGCCACCUUACCCAGUUCCCAAGCACAUCCAAAAACCAGGCUACGUCUCCUCCAGCUCUGUGCCUGAGUGGCCUGACUAUAUUGAGAUCAAGGAUGAAGAGCAGAUUGAGGGUUUGAGGAAAGCGUGUCAGCUCGCUAGGCACAUCCUCCUCCUUGCUGGAAGCAGCCUUAAGGUUGGUAUGACAACAGACGAAAUUGACUACAUCGUGCAUCAGGAGACGAUCAAACACAACGCGUAUCCCUCUCCGCUACACUACGGUGGAUUUCCCAAGUCGGUGUGUACAUCUGUAAACAACGUGGUGUGUCAUGGCAUUCCAGACAGUCGACCACUUCAAGAUGGAGAUAUCAUUAACAUAGACGUUACUGUUUACCUGGACGGUUAUCAUGGUGACACCUCAGAGACAUUUCUGAUUGGUUCGGUGGAUGAAUGUGGUGGGAAGUUAGUAAAUGUGGCACGACAGUGUAGAGACGAGGCCAUCAGUGCAUGCGGCCCGGGACGCCCGCUGUGUGUUAUCGGCAACAUCAUCAGAAAUGCAGUGUCUGCCAGGCCGAGUCCAGCUCCCUGCCGAGACCCACUCACAGCCACAGAGAGAAGGAGGACACACAGAAAGGGACGACACACAAAAACCUCUUUCUGUAGCGUUGCACAAAAGACAUGACUAUAAUAGCGUCAGUCCGGUCACACAGAUUACGGCAGGGGUUCUCACAAACCCUUUUCAAUGUACAGAAUACAGCCCUCUUAUGAGCUCCACUAAAUAAAUAUUUCAAGAAAAAAAAUGGUGUGUGUAUGUAAGUAUGUGUGUGUGUAUGUAUAUAUGUAUAUAUAUGUGUGUGUGUGUGUGUGUGUGUGUGUGUGUGUGUGUGUGUGUGUGUGUGUGUGUGUGUGUGUGUGUGUGUGUGUGCCCACAAGACCACCACAACAUGUUAUUCUGCUACUAUUAGAAGUUUUUAUCCUUUUAGUAUUUUGUCACUACUAUUUUGUAGGUUCUUUUCAAAGAUUUGUAUGUAUAAUGUUUUUAUAUUUGUGUAUGUAUGUAUGUAUGUAUUUAUGUAUGUAUGUAUGUAUACAAAUUGGGUGCCUUACAUAGAUGUUUAUCACAUCUGCUUUAUGUCAUGUCUAAGAACACAUCUACCUCCAUUUAAUGGUAUUCUCUGGGGUGUGUUUUAUUGUUAAAAUAUGCAAGGAAUUUGCUCUAAUGACUAUGACUACACUGUUGACCCUCCAUGAUAAUGAUUUUGACAUGUCUAUCAAUGCAAUACAAGACAUUAACCUAUUAAUGCAUGCAAUACUUAUUUAGAUCCACACAUUGUGCAUGUCUUAGUUUAUAUCUAUCUAUCUGGAGAUGGCCUUAUAACCCUUUCCAGCUUGAUGAACAGCAGCAGUUGUUUCUCUGAUGUCAGGAUGGAUAUGUUUUCUUUUAGGCAUGGUGUAUUCACCCUACACACCUAGUGCUUCAGAACACCAUACUUCCAAAAGUUCUGCUUUUAUAGAGGUUGUCAAACUUCUUGAUGAUGAAGUAAUCGUGUGCAUUUUUAAGUGAGGCCUUGCUGCUAUUUACUUUUCAUUGUUUGUGGAGGAAGAAAGGUUUAUUUGUCGCCCCCCAUCUUGAUGGUUUACUUUUGGGGGAAAAAACAAAAGUUCACAUAAUGAAAUCUAAAAUCGUAGGUGUUCUUUUGUUGGUGUAACUAACACACACACACACACACACACACACACACACAC
Messenger RNA from Silurus meridionalis, 1960 nucleotides. It is a transcript of the gene metap1d, whose product is annotated as methionyl aminopeptidase type 1D (mitochondrial). Gene Ontology annotation, biological process: proteolysis. The record is from RefSeq and is a predicted model, not a curated record. Gene Ontology annotation, molecular function: metalloaminopeptidase activity. The transcript has 7 exons. NCBI's taxonomy places the organism in Eukaryota, Metazoa, Chordata, Actinopteri, Siluriformes, Siluridae. Bases 48 to 896 code for a protein of 282 amino acids.